Molecule: messenger RNA, 489 nt
Organism: Colletotrichum chrysophilum
Lineage: Eukaryota; Fungi; Ascomycota; Sordariomycetes; Glomerellales; Glomerellaceae
Exons: 2
Coding region: 1-489 (162 amino acids)
Source: RefSeq, a predicted model, not a curated record
AUGCGAUUUUCCAUCGUGGUCCUUGCCUUGUCGGGCAGUGCAUCGGCUCUGCCUGCUCUAAGUGGCCUAGCGGCUCAUCAGCCCACCGAACUUGUCGACCGAAGCACUGGCGCCGAACCCGCCUCAGUGGCAGAUGAUUUGAGCCGUCGUGGCUUCAAGGCGGAGGUCGUGUCCGCCGACGAUACGAACGCGAAGAAGAGGGACUUGGAGGUUGUGACGAGGCAAACGAAGACAGGAAGUGCGGCGGCAAGCAAGACCAGCACCGGGCCGCACGCGGAGGCAAUUGGUGACAAUAAGGUCAACCCGACGACGGGUUUGACGGACUCUGAGGCCGCAGAGAUCGUGACCGGACUCGAUCUCAAAGACAAGAAGGCUCCGGGGUCUCUCAACGCCAAAGGCCAGCGGAAUCCGCUGCCGGGUCUGAGCGCGGACGAGACGGAUGCUAUCGUGAAGCAGGGGCAGGCAGCUCUCAAGGAAGCUGGCGCAUGA